This is a messenger RNA of Lodderomyces orthopsilosis Co 90-125, 855 nucleotides long. Its product is annotated as ubiquinone biosynthesis protein. Bases 1 to 855 code for a protein of 284 amino acids. The record is from RefSeq and is a predicted model, not a curated record. NCBI's taxonomy places the organism in Eukaryota, Fungi, Ascomycota, Pichiomycetes, Serinales, Debaryomycetaceae. Gene Ontology annotation, biological process: ubiquinone biosynthetic process. Gene Ontology annotation, molecular function: lipid binding. The transcript has a single exon. Gene Ontology annotation, cellular component: mitochondrial inner membrane.
AUGAAAAAAAAAGGAAAAAGGAAAACAUGCCACAUCAGAACGACCCUUCUCAACACUAACAAUUCUCCACGACUAACUCUGCACUGCAACAUGUUCAAAACUCUUAGACCAUCAAGAAUACCCCGGGUUUUCAACAUAACAAGACUCUAUCACUCAACCGACCACAUAGGAACCAAUACAAUCAUCAACAACAACCAAAUUGAAUCGAAAAUCUUGACUAAAGCCAUUGAUUAUAUCCCUCAAUAUGGAUUCCAUUCCAAAACUAUAACUAAAGCCAUUCAUGAUUUACAAUAUCCUGACUCAUUGAUUCUGGUACUAACUAGUUCUCCACUGGGGUAUUCUCUCCCCAUGCAAUUGAUGAUUCAUUGGUUGAAAUUGAAACGACAAGAAUUGGAAAUAUUUGCAAGUAACACAGUAGCUACUGAUAGUGAAAGUACUGAAUUGUCUGAAAGUGAGAAAUUGAAACAAUUGAUUAAGUAUCGAUUGAAAUUAAACACUCCCAUCAAGAACCAACUAUCUCAAGGGUUAAGUCACUUAGUUGUCCCAUACAACCUAUCAGCAUCAAUUGAAGAAUUACUAAACUUAGGGGACGACUUGGCCUUUUACGCCGGUGACAAAUCAAAUGAUUUUGCAUGGUACUCGAAACGUGCCGGUAUUUGUUCCAUCUAUGUGAAAAGUGAAUUAUUUAUGUUAAAUGAUCAAACUGCUGAGUUACGAUUAACUGAUCAAUUUGUUGAUGAACAUGUUGAUGAUUUUGUUAAAUUGGGUCAAGGUUAUAAUUCUAUUGAACAAUGGAUUGAUUUCAAUGCUAUUAGUUUAGUUAAUUUGUUUAAAUCUCAACUAGCUAGAGGUUAA